Hipposideros armiger (great roundleaf bat) is the source of this 7138-nucleotide messenger RNA. It is a transcript of the gene KIF1B, whose product is annotated as kinesin family member 1B. Lineage: Eukaryota; Metazoa; Chordata; Mammalia; Chiroptera; Hipposideridae. The record is from RefSeq and is a predicted model, not a curated record. Gene Ontology annotation, biological process: microtubule-based movement. The transcript has 21 exons. Bases 430 to 3891 code for a protein of 1153 amino acids. Gene Ontology annotation, molecular function: ATP binding; microtubule binding; microtubule motor activity.
ACGCACGGCGGCUGGGCUCGGGGCGGUGUCCCGCGCCUGCGGCUGCGGGCAGAGGUUCGCGGGGACUGACGCGAGGCAGUCAGACGGCGGCGGUCCUGGGAGGCGUCAGCGCGAGUCUGAGCCGCUCCCCGCCGGCCGCAGCCACCAGCACCGCCCUGUCGUCGCGCCUCGGCCUCCCACGGCCCUCGAUGCGGUACCGGGCCGCUGCGUGAUGGGGCUGCGAAGCGCCACCCUGCGGCUCGCGGUGGCCGCUGCUCGUGCUGAGGAGCGUCGGUGCCCGCCCCCCCGCGCCCCCGCGCGCCGCGGCGCCUGCUGACCCGGCCCGCCAGCCUGUGGGUCCGCAGCGCGGCUGAGGAAACUUGACCAUAACUUCAAAAGAAGAUUUGAUUCUUUAUUUCUGGACUGCGUAUAUAUAACAAGACCAUCAGAAUGUCGGGAGCCUCAGUAAAGGUGGCUGUCCGCGUGAGGCCCUUCAACUCGCGAGAGACCAGCAAAGAGUCCAAGUGCAUCAUCCAGAUGCAAGGCAACUCCACCAGUAUUAUUAACCCAAAGAACCCAAAGGAAGCUCCAAAGUCCUUCAGCUUUGACUACUCCUACUGGUCUCACACCUCGCCCGAAGAUCCCUGUUUUGCAUCUCAAAACCGUGUGUACAAUGACAUUGGAAAAGAAAUGCUAUUGCAUGCCUUUGAGGGCUACAAUGUCUGUAUUUUUGCCUAUGGACAGACUGGUGCUGGGAAAUCUUACACAAUGAUGGGUAAACAGGAAGAAAGCCAAGCUGGCAUCAUUCCACAGUUAUGUGAAGAACUAUUUGAGAAAAUCAAUGACAACUGUAAUGAAGAAAUGUCUUACUCUGUAGAGGUGAGCUACAUGGAAAUUUACUGUGAAAGAGUACGAGAUUUGCUGAAUCCAAAAAACAAGGGUAAUUUGCGUGUGCGUGAACACCCGCUUCUUGGCCCUUAUGUGGAGGAUCUGUCAAAGUUGGCAGUCACUUCCUACACAGACAUUGCUGACCUCAUGGAUGCCGGGAACAAAGCCAGGACAGUGGCAGCUACCAACAUGAAUGAGACAAGUAGCCGUUCCCAUGCUGUGUUUACAAUUGUUUUCACCCAGAAGAAACAUGACGCUGAGACAAACCUUUCCACUGAGAAGGUCAGUAAAAUCAGUUUGGUGGAUCUAGCGGGAAGUGAACGAGCUGAUUCAACUGGUGCCAAAGGGACACGAUUAAAGGAAGGAGCAAAUAUUAAUAAGUCUCUUACAACUCUGGGCAAAGUCAUUUCAGCCUUGGCAGAGGUGAGUAAGAAGAAGAAGAAAACUGAUUUUAUUCCUUACAGGGAUUCUGUACUUACUUGGCUCCUUCGAGAAAAUCUAGGUGGCAAUUCUCGGACUGCAAUGGUUGCUGCUCUGAGCCCAGCAGAUAUCAACUAUGAUGAAACUUUGAGCACUCUGAGAUAUGCAGAUCGUGCAAAACAAAUUAAAUGCAAUGCCGUUAUCAAUGAGGACCCCAAUGCCAAGCUUGUCCGGGAAUUAAAGGAGGAGGUGACACGGCUGAAGGACCUUCUUCGUGCUCAGGGACUGGGAGAUAUCAUAGAUACAUCCAUGGGGUCCCUUACUUCAUCUUCAUCUUCCUGCUCACUCAAUAGUCAGGUGGGCUUAACAUCUGUGAGCAGCAUUCAGGAGAGGAUCAUGUCUACACCUGGAGGAGAGGAAGCCAUUGAACGUCUGAAGGAGUCAGAGAAGAUCAUUGCCGAGUUGAAUGAAACCUGGGAAGAGAAGCUGCGUAAAACAGAGGCCAUCAGGAUGGAGAGAGAGGCCUUGUUGGCUGAGAUGGGAGUAGCCAUUCGGGAAGAUGGAGGAACCCUCGGGGUUUUCUCACCUAAAAAGACCCCGCAUCUUGUUAACCUCAAUGAGGACCCACUGAUGUCCGAAUGCCUGCUUUAUUACAUCAAAGAUGGAAUUACAAGGGUUGGCCAGGCCGAUGCGGAGCGGCGCCAGGACAUCGUGCUGAGCGGAGCACACAUUAAAGAAGAGCAUUGUGUCUUUCGGAGCGAGAGGAGCAGCACUGGGGACGUUAUCGUGACGCUGGAGCCCUGUGAACGCUCAGAAACCUACGUAAAUGGCAAGAGGGUGGCCCAACCUGUUCAGCUGCGCUCAGGAAACCGUAUCAUCAUGGGUAAAAACCAUGUAUUUCGUUUUAACCACCCGGAGCAAGCACGGGCUGAGCGGGAGAAGACUCCUUCUGCUGAGACCCCCUCUGAGCCUGUGGACUGGACAUUUGCCCAGAGAGAGCUUCUGGAAAAACAAGGAAUCGAUAUGAAACAGGAGAUGGAGAAAAGGCUGCAGGAAAUGGAGAUCCUAUACAAAAAGGAGAAGGAAGAAGCAGAUCUUCUCUUGGAGCAGCAGAGACUGGACGCGGAUUCUGAUAGCGGGGACGAUUCUGACAAGAGGUCCUGUGAAGAGAGCUGGAAACUGAUUACUUCUCUGAGAGAAAAGCUACCUCCCAGCAAGUUGCAAACCAUUGUUAAAAAAUGUGGCCUCCCCAGCAGUGGAAAGAAACGAGAACCAAUUAAAAUGUAUCAAAUACCCCAAAGAAGACGCCUGAGUAAAGAUUCCAAGUGGGUCACCAUCUCAGAUCUUAAGAUUCAGGCUGUUAAAGAGAUAUGCUAUGAAGUUGCUCUCAACGAUUUUAGGCAUAGUCGGCAGGAGAUCGAGGCCUUGGCCAUAGUUAAGAUGAAAGAGCUUUGUGCCAUGUAUGGGAAGAAAGAUCCCAAUGAGCGGGACUCCUGGAGGGCAGUGGCCAGGGAUGUGUGGGACACCGUUGGUGUAGGGGAUGAGAAGAUUGAAGACAUGAUAGCCACUGGGAAAGGCGGAACUGAUGUAGAUGAUCUCAAGGUUCACAUAGACAAACUGGAAGAUAUUUUGCAAGAAGUCAAAAAGCAAAAUAACAUGAAAGAUGAGGAGAUAAAAGUCUUAAGAAAUAAAAUGCUCAAAAUGGAGAAAGUCUUGCCACUGAUUGGAUCGCAGGAACAGAAAACCCAAGCAAGCCACAAAGCAAAGGAACCUGUUGGUGCUGGUGUCACUAGCAAGUCUGAGGAUGAUGUUAGUAAAGGAGACGGUGGAGAACUCGCCAAGGAAGAGCGUGUUUCCCAGCUGAUGAACGGGGACCCAGCAUUCAGACGUGGACGGCUGCGCUGGAUGAGGCAGGAGCAAAUCCGCUUUAAGAACCUGCAGCAGCAGGAGAUAACAAAGCAGCUUCGUCGGCAGAAUGUACCUCACAGGUUCAUCCCUCCCGAGAAUCGGAAGCCCCGGUUCCCCUUUAAGAGCAAUCCUAAACACAGGAACUCGUGGAGUCCUGGGACACACAUCAUCAUAACAGAAGAUGAGGUUAUAGAGCUUAGAAUUCCAAAAGAUGAAGAGGGAAGGAAAGGAAAUAAAGAGGAGAGCCAAGAAAAGGGUGGUAGAGCAGCUUCCAAGGAUCCCCAGUUACCCUGGGGCUCUCAGGGCCCGCGAAGUCAAGAUCACAUCCAAGUUAGCAAGCAACAUAUUAAUAAUCAACAACAGCAACCUCAGAUACGCUGGAGAAGCAAUUCUCUCAACAACGGCCAACCGAAGAGUGUGCGCUGCCAGACAUCGGCCUCGUCAGAAUCGUUAAACACCCACAGUGGUCACCCCAGCACUGAUCUGCAGACUUUUCAUACCAAGCGCCAUAUUCAUCAACACCGUCAGUCUUACUGUAAUUAUAACACUGGAGGUCAGCUAGAGGCCAGUGCAGCCAGUUCCUAUCAGAGGCAGACGGACAAACCCAACCACUGUAGCCAGUUUGUGACACCUCCGCGGAUGAGGCGACAGUUCUCAGCACCCAAUCUCAAAGCUGGUCGAGAAACCACAGUAUAAACUACUGGACAAACUUGAAAUCCUGGUGGAGGAAACAGGCGGUGUUAGCUCCUGGUUUGAGUUGGUUCUAGCCUUGGCCUUGAGUUCCUACUAUUUACAUGAUGAUUUGAAUGUUGCGUUCCUACAGAUAUUAACUGAUUUUAAUACUGUCAAAACAUAAAACACUGGUAAAUGUUUCAACACCUCCUUUUUGUUUGUGUACCAUAAAUGGGCAGUUUCUGGAAUUUUGGACAGAAUAGUGAGAAAUCCCAUUUUUUCUGAGAUUUCCCUCCUUUCUUGGUGCCUAGAUAAUAUACUUACUUGCACAUACUUAUUUUGGUCUUAUUUUGGUGCGAGUUUGCUAUGUUUUUAUAAUGCCUAUACAUUGAUCUGAUAUCCAGAAACACCUGCCUUUUGGUUUAUGCAGACAUUCAAAAGGGGAAUUUGACAUGUAGAAUUAUACGUCUAUUAUUUCCCCAUAAAUGUUAGUUUAAAAACAAUUACAUGCAGCUAUGUGCACGCACCUUUGCAUUUCUCAUCUAUGUCAGUCCUUUUUAAAAAUGUAAUGGGACUUUUCAGAAGCCCAAACUAAAUGUUUUCAGACACAUUUUAUAGUACACAGCUUUCCAUCUUCCACGGAAUUUCCACGCCUUCUUAUUCUUCUGCAUUUACAUAGAACUGAUGCAGUAGGGUUUUUUGUUUUUUUUUCCUGACUGUAUCAGUAUAUGUAUGAAAUUUGUCAUGAUACUGAAAUAUUUAAAUUGGCACCAUAUUCGGAUUUCUGUCUGUGGUUUGCAUUUUGAAAGUUAACAUUCUGUUUCUCACACACACACACAUGCACUGAACUAUACACCAAAAUCAUGCCAACAGAAGUACCAGAAGAAUACUUGUAUGGUGCUUUGAGCAGUAUAUAUAAGUUUAUAGGGAGGUUAUUUGCUGGAGAGAGGGAAGGGGUGGGACAUGGGGAGAAGGCUACAGCAUAUGGCUGAGUGCUGCUUGUUUUCGGUAGAUAAUGAAAUAGGUUAACUUUGGUUGGGUUUAGAAUAAAGGAGAUGGUGUGUAAUGAACUCUUCUUUGGUUACCAGUAAUAACGCUCACAGAUACUCCAGCAAGCUAAGAGGAGUCCCGACGAACAUUUAAUGUAUCAAUACCUCAUUUUACUGUGUUGUCUCAGUUUGCCUCACGGGAGAAUCCACUAAAAAGGAUGGAUUUUAAUGGGAAGAAAAGAAAAGUUUUCUACAUCCUUCCUCAUCUCUUGAACUUGUCAGAAACUGUUUAAAGAGGCGAUGUGAAGAGCCAGAGGCGUCUGUGAGAUUGCCUGACUUCAUGUUGUUGAAGAGUCCUGAGUUACACUAAGCCAUCUGUCAAAUGCUGUCUUCCGGACGGUUGGAAGAUGGCAGCCAAGAUAGCAAUCAGCGUUCAAGGAAGCCGGAAAGAUUGUGAUUAUAUAGGUUUUUUUUUUUCCUUUGUGUGUGGGCACUAUGCUUUAUUAGAACAUAUUAUUUUUAAUCAUAGUAUUUUUUCUUUGCUUCUAAGAAAAUGCUUUCUUAAUACACAGAAAGCUGCUUCCAGUUUACUUUGGAGGAUAUUUUUGCUUUCAUAGCUAGAGCCAUCCUAGUCUUCAGUUGAGGUUUCCUGGCAGGUGAGACAUGGUGAAUGAUGUUUGUAAUGGGUUGACUAAUUGAGAUGCCAGCCUCCUGUACCAUGUGGUCUGAAUGGACUCGGCAGGCUACUUCACAUCAGCCACUUCAUGGCAGCUUGUGUAAACCCCAGUUGUCCUCCUUUAUUCUUCUUAGAUAUAGAUGUUAACUAUUCCUUUCUUGCGAAAAAUUCAUUUUCUACAAUUAACAAUAAUAAUAAUAAUUACUCAGCUUUCCGCUCUGGAGCAGAAGUGAGCUCUCAUUUCCCUAACUUGAGAUGAUGUAGGAUAAGUCUAUAUAUUUUCAUUUUUAAGGUGACCUAUUCAUCUCAUCGUGGGCAGGCGCCUGCCUCCCUUUCCCACUAAAGAAUGGGAGUGAGUUUCUACUGGUGACCAGGCGACACUGUAGAAUGAAAAGUAGUAUUUUCAUUUACAAAUGUGGGUUGUGAUAAGCACUGUACCCAGAUACUCCAAAGAAUUAGGUUUGUGCUUCAUUUGCUGAUCCAGGACCCCUUAUUUUCAGAUGACCAGAAAGAAAUGAACCAAGGUCUGAUUGAUAGACAAGUAUGUCCCUCCAUGCAUUUCAAAGCAUAUGCUUGUCUUAGGAAAUAACCGUGUGGAUAAAAUCACUUCACUGACCCUUUACUAAGUAAGUAACUAGUGCCAUGCUUUGUGUGCUAUUGGCAUAGCUUGUGUUGCUGUUUGUUUUUUAAUUCGACACACUCUCUCCUUAAGCUUCAGUGGAACAAGACCAAAGAGAAAUGGUCGUCAUGAACCAUUAUUAUGUUACUGAAGCACUCCUAGCUAUGAUCGUAGCAAAACGGGGGGAAAAAAAAGUGUUUUUGCUGUGGAAUGAUAUAAUCUGCCAAUAAUGGAAAUGUAGAGGAGUUCUGAUUAAUUGGUAUAGUUUCACAAACUAAAAUGGUAUUUCCUGGAGAGUUACAGACAUCCUGCUGAUCUAAUAAGCCUAAGCCAAAGGGCUUUUCCUUAAUUUUUGCUUCUAACUCUUUUUAGCUCUUGGAAUUGUUUCUCCUUUCACUGGAAAUGCAGUGAACUAUUGUUUAUUCCAUGAAGUGACUUGAAGUAACCUCUAGUGCUUUAGGUGCAGGCUGAUGCUGAAACAAACAACACACAGAGUUUGCCACACCGGUGUCUGUAUUAAAGGCUGUUAGACUACAGGAAUUCAUGUCCAUUUCCUCUGGCCUGCUGCUGUGUCCCUGUGCCUUACUGGUCCUUUGUAGACUUGCCUUAACGAUUCAUACAGGAUUGGGAGGAGAGAGCUGCCGUGUCCUGGUGUACUUCAGGCACAAUGCAAAGCAAGCAUUUGUUCUGUACUGUUAGAGCCAGAUUCUGCCUUCUGAGCAAUUUCAUAAUUGUCCAGUUUAUGUCAUCUUUCUGAGAUUUUAAAAUCUGCUCUAGAUACUUAGUUUGAACCACUCUAGGUCGUGAAAUGUAUUGGUUUCCUUCCAUCGUUACUGUAAAGUCUUGUUGAUGAACAAUGGAUUUCUCCCCCAAUUUCUCUAAAAAAGUGGUUGAAGAUUGUCUUUCUUUGAGUGUAAGAUCUACCUUAUCAGAAAGGGAGAGUUUGUAAUGUUCAAAAAAUAAAGUUCUCAUUCAAUAAAAGCUGAA